Molecule: messenger RNA, 1640 nt
Organism: Panonychus citri (citrus red mite)
Lineage: Eukaryota; Metazoa; Arthropoda; Arachnida; Trombidiformes; Tetranychidae
Gene: ash2
Product: set1/Ash2 histone methyltransferase complex subunit ASH2-like
Exons: 1
Coding region: 308-1351 (347 amino acids)
Cellular component (GO): Set1C/COMPASS complex
Molecular function (GO): transcription cis-regulatory region binding; protein binding
Source: RefSeq, a predicted model, not a curated record
UUUAUGAAAACUGUGAUUUAUGAUCAAUUUAAUUACAAUUGUAGUAACAGAAAAAAUAUAAUUGAUAAAAUAAUCAAUAAUUUCAGAAAGUUCUGUUUUUUUUCUCUGGUGAAAACAUCUCAUGUGGUAUCAGCUCUUGUGGAUUUUGAUCUCAAAAUUUGUGUUUAACUGAAUUGCCAUUGGACUCAAUUCAUUAAAACUUGAUCCCAUUUCUGGCUAUUUAGGAUUAACUGUUUGUUUUUUUUUCUUUUAUUGGAAUAACCCAAGUGUUCAAUUUGGUUUCAUCUAUUUUCAUCUUUUAUUUAUUAUGAUUCGUCGGGGUGCUAAACGUAAACCACCAACCACUCAAAAUCAAGGCAUUGGUCCUGGUAACCGAAAACCUAAAUCGGAAUUUACCAAAUUACCGGCUAAUGGUUAUCCCACUGAGCAUCCGUUCAACAAAGACAAUUUUAGAUAUAUUCUGGCCGAACCUGACCCCCAUGGACCUUUUCGCCAAGAAUUUGAUGAAACUUCCGAAUAUGGUGGUAGACCGAUUCCCGGUUGGUUGUAUCGUAAUUUUUGCCCUAAAUCGGUUUUAAUUGCUAUGCAUGAUAGAGCACCACAAUUAAAAGUAUCAGAGGAUAGAUUGACAGUAAUUGGUGACAAAGGUUAUUGUAUGGCUCGUGCAACUCAUGGUGCUCAUUAUGGUUCAUGGUUUUAUGAAAUUAAAAUUAACGAUAUGCCUGAUGGUUCACAUGUUCGUCUCGGCUGGAGCCAAGAAUUAGGUAAUUUACAAGGACCUUGUGGAUAUGACAAAUAUAGUUACUCAUGGAGAUCAAGGAAAGGAACUAAAUUUCAUGAUAGUUGUGGUCAUCAUUUUACAGACUUUGGUUAUGGUCAUGGAGAUGUGGUUGGAAUUUUGAUUGUUCUUCCAAAAGAUGAAGAUCAAAAUUCAUCCAAUAAGCCUAAUUAUUUACCUCCAACCUACAAAGAAAAACCUUUGAUCAAAUUUAAAAGUCAUCUUUAUUUCGAGGAGAAAGACGAUAUUCCUGCAAUAACAAAAAAAUUAAGACCAUUGAAAGGAAGUAAAAUAAUUUACUUCAAAAACGGCCAACAAGUGGGAACAGCGUUCGAAGAUAUUUACAGUGGAGUAUAUUAUCCGGCGGCUUCACUGUACAAAAAUGUUUCAUUAACUUUCAAUUUUGGACCAAAUUUUGCUUUUCCACCGACAGAAAUUGGCUAUCGACCAAUUGAAGAAUUGGCUGAAGACGCGGCCAUUCGACAAUCGCUUUCUGACAUUGUUUAUUUAGUGGAAAAUGAAAGUCUCCAUCGGCUUGAUACUUUUUAUGGAACUGUUCCUGUGACCAGUUAACAAAAUUUUCUACUUUUGUAUAUUUAUUUAUUGACGGACAGAUCGCUAGACUUUCCAGGAAAGCGGAGCUAACGGUUGGCGCCGAUGAUAUCGAUGAUAUGGAAGCAGAUAACUGGCCUGGUGAGACUAGAAAACAAAGUUCAAUUAGAUGAGAAUUCGUAAUUUCGAAAAAAAAAUUGAUUGAAUUUGUAGAUUUUUCUUACCAUUGGUUGAUUGUGAUAAAUGUGGACUUGUUGGUCGUUGUAUAUUAUCAUUGAAUAAAAAAUAAGUCGAAUAUUUUGUUGGUUUA